GAUAGCAAGGUGAGUGCGGCCUCCUCCACUACAGCGAGCUCACCUGGCUCCCCCAGCACUGGAACUCGCCUCUGGGAAAGGCUCACCCAUCAAUCCGAGAUGUGAUCACAGCUGCCAGGACUUCUGUGAUGAGGAAUGAGUGGAAGAGAUCUUCGAACGUUCAUCACAAAUCACAGAGCAGAUGAUGCAGAGAAACUGGUUAUAAGAAUGAAAUACGGCCUUGGAAGUCAGAAGUACAAGCCAGUUAACUAUGAACAACUUCAGGCUCUUGCUGAAGCCAAAAAGGUGGCAUGUCUUCACACUGAUCUUAAGAUUCAGAAAAUCUUGCAAGCAGGAAAAGUAAACAAAGAGCAUACACUGAUUAAUCAACAUCGGCGGGUAUGGUGGAAGGAGUACCCAAAACUGAUGGAAGUAAGGCAAAAGAUAGAAUCACAGCUUCAGCAAUUACUUGAAGAUGGAAGCACUGAAAAUGUAUUCUAUUUUGAAAUGAAAGAAUAUGGUGCAAUGUUGCGAAAAGACCAAGAAGCUUUUAGAACAGGUACAGUGGAUCCAAUCUUCCAAUUGAAGAAAGACUUGAAACAAAGGCUGAUUGAAAUGCAGCACUGUUACCAGGGUGAUGGAUUUAAUUCCUGCCAGAUACAGCAGCAGGUGGAAUGUGUAAGAAACCAACAGAAGAUGAUAACAGACAUGCUUGAGCAAGAGAGAAGCAUCUUGGAAGAACAGAUCAAAAAUAUUGAAUUUGAGGAAGAAAUCCCUCCUCAUCUUGAUGAAAUUCCAGAGGAUGUGCACUACUUAGAAUGUCCAUAUCUUGACUUGAAAGCCUCUGUUCUGCAGGAGUUCCAGAAUCUGAAUGCAAAGUACAAAUCUCAGCUAGAGGAAAUCAAUCACCAACUUAAAUUUACAGACAGGAAUUGUGGUUGGAGUGAAGGAGAUCAUUGGACAUUUCAAGUUAUUGUGGAUCUGUACUCUAAUGAGACACAGAAUCGAAAUAUGCUCUACAUGGACAUGCUGUUGAGGUUGCUGCCACACAAAUCCAGGCAAGAACUGAUUGACCACUGGAGAUUAUGGGAUGGAUUUCAAUUUAAGAAAGAGCACUGGAGGGUUCUGAUUCAGAGCUGGACCCGUGACAAGAAGGACUUGCUUAUGAAGACAGUGAUGAUAUUUGCUGAAGCUUGUAUUGCUCAUGAGACUGACGUGUUGCUGGCAAAUGACAGACGGAAGCAGCAAGAAAUCUGUGCUGAAUUAAACCACAAGAUAAAGCAGUACUAUGCUGAAAAGCAAUGUAAGAGGGAAGAAUUAGAACAAAAACAUCAGCAGCGACUUCGAGAAUUGAAAAACGAAAUGGCAGAGCAAGCUGAAAGGGACAGAGAGCGUGUAAAGCACCGACAGGAAUUGUUACAGAAACGUCGUCAAGAAAAGAAAGCACUAAUUUUGCAGCAAAUGCAAGAGGAAGAAGAAAGGCAAAAACGUCUUGAUGCUUACUGGCAGAAGUUUUCUGUCACUGCUCAGUUUGAUCCUGUCAGGAUGAUGGGUGACACAGAAGCAUCAAAAGCCCGAACUGGAAUCGGGGCGCAAGAAGAAUUUCCACUCCAAAAGCCUUUAUUUCAUUUGUGCACAUACACAGAUAAACAGGUAGUAGCUGAUCCUCGUGUUCGAAUUGAACAAGCGCUACGAGAAGCAGGACUCCAUAAUACAUUUUAUGCACGGGAGGUUUUAUCAAAGAUUCCUCCAGCAAGACCGCCAAGGAGAGACAUGGAGUCUACUCUUUUUAAAGACUGAAUUUACUUCAAGUUGUAUAGCCAAAGUUUUUUUUUAUGAACAUCGACACCAUGGACACUUUUGAUAUUCAAGCAGAACUUCAUGAGGAGUUGUGAUUUGGUCACCAUCAAAUCGAUUUAAUAAAGUCACACAGACGACAGCAGCUGAGAGAAGAAAAAUGUUAAUA
Rhincodon typus (whale shark) is the source of this 1945-nucleotide messenger RNA. Its product is annotated as coiled-coil domain-containing protein 148-like. The transcript has 15 exons. Bases 136 to 1779 code for a protein of 547 amino acids. Lineage: Eukaryota; Metazoa; Chordata; Chondrichthyes; Orectolobiformes; Rhincodontidae. The record is from RefSeq and is a predicted model, not a curated record.